AUGUCGGGAUGCCCCCACAGCCAGAAAGGCGCUGGCUGUGGCCAUGCCUACCAACUCGGGGUCAAACUCGGGUUGGCGGUAGCAUUGAAUUUGAGCGAAUACAAGUCACAGUGUGCGGUGUGCAAAGGACCAGCUGUAUGCUGUUGCCUAGAAUGUAACCGAGUUGCGUGCAUUGACCAUGCAAAGCACACACAUCCACUUUCCAUCUGUUUGAUUGGCGCCGGGAGUCUAUAUUGUGGCGAAUGUGGGGAUUUCAUUGUGGAUCCGUACUUUGAGCGGCUGCGGAUGAAGCAGGUCCGUCAAGUUUUGGCCGGUGAAGCCGCUUCCGGACAAGUCGCUAACGGUGUGGCCAAUGGAUCUGCGAACAGAUCAUCCAAUGGGGCGCCGAAUGGAUUGGUAAACGGUAAUGGACAGUCAAAAGGCGAUGCAGCUAUACCACCAUUUACGGCCGUCGCUGGUCUUCGCGGUGUUUACAACAUGGGCGCAACUUGUUACAUGGCCGUGAUUCUGCAGUCGAUGGUGCACAAUCCUAUUCUGAAGGGGUUCUUUUUGGCAGGCGGACAUGAGUCUGGAGAAUGCAAGCGCGAAUGGUGCGUCAUGUGCUGUGUCGAUCGGCUUUUUUGCGAAUUUUUCAGCUCCCCCCAAGUGUCUGGAUACGGUAUCGCUGAUCUGUUAACUGCGACGGCAAAAUCAGACAAACCUAUGAUGACGGGCAGUACGCAACAAGACGCACACGAGUUUCUGCAGUUUCUGUUGGACGAGUUCCACAAGGCACACUUUGUGUCGACCACCUUCAGCCAUGCGACCGAGGUAGCAGGAGGGGGCUCGAAUGCCACAACCUGUCCCUGCCCGGCUCACCGUGCAUUCGGCGGUACCAUUGAAAGCACGCUGGCGUGCGAGUGCACGUAUGAGACCAAAACUUUCGAACCGAUUAUGGACCUGAGUCUCGAGCUCACGGGCCGCAGCCUCCGCACCUGCCUGGACCGAUUCACGGCCGGAGAAAAACUAUCGCAUUACACCUGCUCAGCAUGCAAACAAACAGGAACUGUCACAAAACGUCUCAUGGUAGAAAAACUACCACCGGUACUGCAAAUACAGUUAAAACGCUUCAAGCAUACGGUGGACGGAGCAGCGCAAAAAUUGGAGUCCCCAAUCGAAUUCCCGUUCCAGCUUGAUGUCACCCCAUACACAACAAAUCCAGGAGGUCGGCCGCUGCUUUACGAACUCUACGGCGUCAUCUGCCAUCAGGGAUCACUGGACACUGGCCAUUACACUUGCAUGAUGAAGCACUCCUCGGGCGCUUGGUACCAUUUCAACGACGAUAUGGUCACCAAGGUCUCGCCCAAAAACGUGGUCUCAUUGAAUGCCUAUCUCUUAUUCUAUAUUGUCAAAUAUACGCUCUAG
Molecule: messenger RNA, 1404 nt
Organism: Wickerhamiella sorbophila
Lineage: Eukaryota; Fungi; Ascomycota; Dipodascomycetes; Dipodascales; Trichomonascaceae
Product: putative ubiquitin carboxyl-terminal hydrolase 8
Exons: 1
Coding region: 1-1404 (467 amino acids)
Cellular component (GO): cytosol; nucleus
Molecular function (GO): cysteine-type deubiquitinase activity; cysteine-type endopeptidase activity
Source: RefSeq, a predicted model, not a curated record